CCAACCCCUCCCAACAACUCCCCGCACCCUCGUCUCCAGCCGGGAGGUUACACGUUGCCCCACAAGGUUCUACUGAGGCUGAAACCUAUGCGGCAGGAACCCCCCCACUGGGGCUGGAAAUGGUUAAAUCCUAGAGGAUGUGGUUUUGCCCCAAAGUGAUGCUGCUGGGGAUUCUGCUCCUGGGCAGUUGCCAUGGAGACAAUUGCCCCACAGAAUGUAGUUGUUCCACCCUGGCCCUGGGCAAGUUGAUAAUAGACUGCAGCCGCAGGGAGUUGCAGAAGGUUCCGGCGCUGCCCGUUGCCACCCAGGAGCUGUACCUGCAGCAGAACCAGCUGAGCACCAUCCCCCCGGGGGCAUUUGAGCACCUUAAUGCCCUGAGGAAAGUGAAUUUAUCCCACAAUCCCUUGCACUGUGACUGCACCCUGCGCCCCCUGCGCAGCUGGUUGGACACCGAGGGGCUCGACUCUGGCGCCGUCUGCCUGACCCCCCCGGCCCUAAGGGGGAAACCACUGGCCCUUGUGGCCCCUGGGCAAAUGGCUUCCUGCUUGGGGCCCCUAACUCUCUGCUCCCACUUCCUGGUCACCGACGCUUUCCUCUUCCUCUUCCUCCUCAUCCUCCUCCUCCUCAUGUUCCUCUGUCUCAGAACUUUCCAGGGGAUGAAAUUCAGGAUCCGAGUGAACGAGAGCGAAAUGAGAGUGCGGAACAAUUGGAGCCCGGUGAUUGGCUCCCUGAAACGCCGAUUUCUGGCCUCCGUGAAAUCCUCCUAAUUUCUCCCCAUUUCUCCCCGUUUUACUGCCUUGAAUAAAGUCCGACUUUAUGUGCCCGAAA
Molecule: messenger RNA, 828 nt
Organism: Xenopus tropicalis (tropical clawed frog)
Lineage: Eukaryota; Metazoa; Chordata; Amphibia; Anura; Pipidae
Product: platelet glycoprotein IX-like
Exons: 2
Coding region: 138-767 (209 amino acids)
Cellular component (GO): membrane
Source: RefSeq, a predicted model, not a curated record